GUUUGACCGUGGCCGCGUCGACAUGCACCCGACCAGGACGACCACGACGAUGUCGCGUUCGGCUUUUUGAGUGUGUCCGCGCGGUGUGUGACAAGGGUGAAAGUGACAAGCAAACACGCGGAUAAAAAAGCAACUUCAGUGCACAGAGAGGACACACAGAGCUAUUUUUGGAGCAAAAGGAUAAAAAAGUGCAAAAAAACCGGUGCGGACAGACGCAGUGAGUAGUGUGAAGUGUGCCCAGGUGACGGACAGGAAGGAUGGCCAUAUUUUGUCUAGUUCUGGCAACGGCUGCAUUUGUGCUGGUCGGUGGCCCUCAGGCAUGCCGCUGUGAUCGCCCACCGACCGACGAGAACGGGUUCGAUGGUGCGAAUAUUUGGAAAAGUAUCCGCGACCGGCUCCUGGCUGGCGCUGGGGAUCCUGCCGGCAGCAAUUUGAUUUCAGUUGCAAAGAUGCCCCACGAAAUGGGUCCCACGUUCGCGUGGAACCUGCGGCCAGCUGGAUCCAGCCCGACCGAACCAAUGCUUCUGCAAUCGCUGAUCAAUCGCUACCGGAAGUACAUGGUGGAACGAUUCGUUCGAUUCGAUGACGCCUGUUCGCUGCUGUUGGGUGGCGAGACGACGCUCAACGGCGAAGAUGAAUCGACGGACGGCGACGGCGACAACGAGGACGACAACGGAGAAGCGUUGCCGAACCGAAGAACGACCGACGUUGGGCCAGCAUCGAUGGAGGGAAGCGGCAUUGCCGUCGGUGCGGGGCGCGGUGGCGCGUCAAAUCCAAUGCUUGAAACGAUGCCGCUGACUCGACCAACCCGCUACGAGAUGUGCUCCCGAAACGCGAAACAGUACUACCGCUGUCUGGUGGAGCAUUUUAACGAUCAGCAGCUGCUGGGCAUGCUGCAGGAUUAUCUCGAAACGUACUGCGACGGUGUCCGGCGUGGCAGUUCGGUGGGGCCACAGAAGCGGGAUACGCCACGGUACGUGUCGAAGCAAAAGUUCCACUCGUGGGGUGGCAAACGGAACACGGCUCAGGUGUUUUACCCCUGGGGCGGCAAACGCAACAUGCCCCGGACGCACAAGCAGCCGAAGGUGGUCAUAAGAAAUCCGUUCCAUUCGUGGGGUGGCAAACGAAGCGAUCCACCAGCCGCCUGAUGGACCGGUGAGCAGCCCCUGCCCGAUCUCCUCGCAUCUCAGGUAGCAGCAGCAGCAGCGGCAGCGGCAGCAGGAAGGUGGUUCGAUCAUCGGCAGUAAGAUGAUGGGAACCCGGCCAACGCCGCUGGCCCGCCUGCCCAACCGUCACCGGCGUCACCGAUCACCAGCCGAGUUCGAAGCUUUCCCCUCUGGUCCGUGCAUGAUUGCAGUUUGUGUGUAUGUGUGUUUGAUACUACCAAGAUAUUGUUGUUAUCAUCGUCCAGUCCAGUUGCUAAGCCGAUCAUUAUUGCUCCCGUAAUCAGUUCGCCGCCACUCGCCACAAUUCUCACAACAGAGCAGCAAGGAUAUUUCAAUAAACAAUGCGUUUGCGAACCGAACAGAAGAUGGCAUGUACGAUGGCGGUGUUGCGUA
Anopheles arabiensis is the source of this 1559-nucleotide messenger RNA. Its product is annotated as leucokinins-like. Lineage: Eukaryota; Metazoa; Arthropoda; Insecta; Diptera; Culicidae. The coding region runs from base 258 to 1148 and encodes 296 amino acids. The transcript is spliced from 2 exons. The record is from RefSeq and is a predicted model, not a curated record.